CUAUGAGUGCCUCAUUUGCUUUUCCAGCAGGUACAGUGGACAUUACCUGGUGCACAGGUCACAUUCUGUUUGUCAGCUGAGUGGACUACCAAUACAGAGAGUUUCACAGUUCUUGGAAACCCAGCCUCUCCACUAUUUUAUGUUUAAAUCAGUACCGACAAGGUUAAACAAACAUGUACCCAAGGAUCAAUUAGCUGUAUUUUCACUGCUGUGUUUAUUUAAGGGUUUUGACGUCAUUCUAUGCAUUACAAUUAUUGUCAUUAUGUGGAUUGGUCUCACUCCAGUCACAUGAAAGAAUACAAUCCUUAUUACAUUAUCAAUUAGCCAUGUCUAAAAAGUGUACUCUAUUGUGCUUAUUUUGGACUGAAGAAAACUUUUAACUUUGGUAUAAACCAAGUCAAAGUUUUGAAAACUUUAAGCUUUCUGCAAAUCACACAACCAUAGCCAGGAAAGCUAUAAGUUUGGUUGUCAAUUACUGAAAAUAGUUAUAUUGUUAGAUAAUAUGCGCAAUUGUUGAGAUACUUCCAUUGCAGAUGUGUAUGACUUUCUUCUGCUGAAUACGAAGAGUUUUAGAAGAAUAUUUCAGCUCUGUAGGUCCAUAAAAUGCAAGUGAAUGGUGACCAAAACUUUGAAGCUCCAAAAAGGACAAAGGCAGAUAAAAGUAAUCCAUAAGACUCCAGUGGUUUAAUCCAUGUCUUCUAAUCAUGAUCAUGCCUAGAGUCUGCAAUAGCAGAUAUACCGGCAAAAAAAAAAAAAAAUGUUAUAUUUUAGUUUGUUCUCACCCAAAAUCGCUAAGAUCGCUUCAGAAGACAUUGACCACAUUUGCAUGGAUUUAAGAAAAUGGUUUAUUCCAGGGUUUUUACAGAAAGUGGUGUUCUGAAAUGUCAUAUAAACAAGUCAAAUUUACUUACGUUUAAGGGAUUAAGAGAAAGCGGUUUAAAACACCUAGGUUUCUCCUGUAGUACACAACUUAUGCGGCUAUGUAAACACAAGCGGCGUUCUAACAGGGUUUUGAAGAGAGCACAUGUGCAUGAACAGACCGGAUAACAAAUGCCAUAGGAUGGAGCCCAGCAACAAGUCAACAAAGCGGAAAGAAUUGAACAUUUCGGGGACUAAAGUGGGAAAAGCACAGACGCUAUAAACUGCACCCAUUUAUACACACCAAUGUAAAAUAUCGACGGUCCCUCACAUUCGCUUAUAUGCGCUCACCCAUUUGGGGAAUCCCAGAGUUUUGCAUAAGAGGAAAUCCCAUUAUUGCAGCGCAAUUCUGCUGCAGGUCGUCAUAGUAAGUUAAGGAUACAAACACAGCAACAACUAUGGAAUAGAAAUAAAGCAAAGCAACAGGAUAUAAAAUGGUGAAGUCUUCCUUGUGUAAAUAACAAACAUGGUAUCCAAGGAUUGCGGGGGAAUUACAUUGCUGUGGAGAAAGCUGAUUAAUGACCGAGUCACAUGUAUAUGGGAGUAAAGAUCAUGCUGCUUAUACUAUGCACGGAAACUGGAACGAUGAUUUCUCGCAAUAAGCUGCUUUCUGGUGUCCAUGUAAACGUAGGCAUUGAUUAAACUACUGGAGUCUUGAUUGCUUUUAUGCUGCCUUAAUGUGUUUUUUUUUUUUUUUUUUAGCUUCAAAGUUUUGGUCAGGAUGAGUAAAUGAUGAGAGAAUUUUCAUUGUUGGGUGAACAGAUCCUUUAAUAAAUAAAGAAUGGAUGUGUGGGGAAUUCUAUCAAUCCAUCCAUGCCAACUGAUUUCUUGAUAUCCUCUUGACACUGAGUGACGUAUGGAUGAUGAUGCUUUGCUGCUAUAGGUCGAGAGAAGCUGAAAGUAAAAAGGUAGUUCUAUUCGCGCAGGAUGUGCAUGCAAAUGCAUGUUAGAAAGAGGAACUACAAACUAAGAAAGAAACUGCUUCGUAUGUAGAUCUGUACUGAUUUGCGGAUUCCUUUUAGCAGAAAGACGCACAACCGACCCUGAUUCAAAGCGGAUGAACAGAUGUUUAGGGUCUGAUUGACUGUUUAUGUGUAGAUCAAAGUUAAUACGCAAAGAUUGCAUCAAAAUAUCAAUAUCUUUGACAGGCGUCACUUGCGUGUCAAGUUUGUAACCUACAUAUUACAAACCAGGGAUAAACUUCCUGGAGCCUGAGUUACCGCAAUACAGGUAAUCUUUCACUGAGUUAUGGAGGGCAUGAAUUUGGGUGUGGGAACCCUUAAUGAGGCAGUAUUAAACAGACUCGGUUACAUGCUGGAUAAUUUAAAGUGUGGUUGGAAACAGCUGGCAAAGGCAGUAGCCGAGCAACCACAGUUCUCUUGUAGUGACAGAGAUUUGACUGAAUGCUCACUCAAAGUGUUAAGUGCUAAUGGCAGCCCUGGCCGAUACCUCCUUGCCCUCCUUGCCGAUAGAGGGUGUACCCUGGAUUUCCUGCUUCAGUGCCUAAGGAAAAUUGAGCACAGAGAAGCUGUUGGAUUUCUCACUACACAAGUGAUGGAACAAAUUGCCAUCACAAUGCAGCCACAGAGUCAGCGGGUACCAGAGGGAAGUCCUGUGAUUCUGAGCUGCAAGGCAGUUGGACCUCUGGAGCUCACCUACCAGUGGUUCAAGGGCAAAGAUGAGGUUCCUGGAGGCAACGUCCCAGAGCUGCUGCUGAAUUGUGUAGGUUCAGCUCAGCAGGGGCACUACAUCUGUCGUGUAAGUUUUGGAGACAAGUUUGUCUUCUCGAAAUGGGCCCAUGUACGUCUACUGAGGUCUGGAGGUGCAAGUGCAGGCCCCAGUGGUAGCUACUUCCCAUCGUCAUCUAGUGGGUUAUAUAUAUCUCAGCAUCCCAGGGCUCAGGCAUUGGUGGAGGGAGACACUCUAUAUCUUGAAUGUGCUGCUCAGGCCAACCCGCCACCACAGUUCCAGUGGUAUCAUAACAGACAGCCAAUGCCAAAGUCCACAAGAAGCUUCUUGAAGAUUCCAUGCAUAACCACAGCUGACAGAGGUACAUACACUUGUAGGGUUUACAACCUUUAUCAUGAAAUGUGGAGCGAUCAGGUCCAAGUUAACAUAGGUCCUGGUUCCUUUUCUGAUGUCUCAUGGGAAACGACUGAAGUAGAUACACCUGAUGCACCUCCAAAGCAAAUGGGUGAUUUUUGCGCCACUGAUAAGGUAGCGUUGCUUAUGGGGAAUAUGAACUACCAGCAUCACCGACAGCUGAGAGCACCCAUGGCGGAUGUGCAUGAGUUGACAAACCUUCUACGCCAGCUAGACUUUAAAGUUGUCUCUCUGCUGGACCUCAACUGGCAGGAGAUGCACAGUGCUGUUACUGAGUUCCUGUUGCUGUUGGAUCGAGGUGUUUAUGGGUUGUUGUAUUUUGCUGGUCAUGGCUAUGAAAACUAUGGGAACAGUUUCAUGGUACCCAUUGAUGCUCCAGCCUCUCAUACCUCAAAGCACUGUGUCUGUGUGCAGGACGUGUUACAGCGCAUGCAAGAACGUGAGACAGGACUUAACGUCUUUCUGCUGGACAUGUGUCGCAAACGAAACCCAAAUGAUGACAGCAUCACACAGACUGGCCCAUUGAAAGUUACCGCAAAUAUAGUGUUUGGCUAUGCAACGUGUGUUGAUGCCGAAGCAUUUGAAGUAAACAAAGAAGACCUCUCUAACGGAAUUUUUAUGAGCUACCUCAAGAAGAGACUGAUGGAUCCAGAGAAGGUCACGGUCUUACUUGACAAAGUAGCAGAAGACAUGGGAAAAUGUGAAAUCACUCGAGGCCGGCAGGCGUUGGAACUGCGCAGUAAUCUUUCUGAGCGCCGUGCUUUGACUGACCGCAUACAAGCCCCAGCCUGCCCCAUAACAGCAUCAACACGCAAUUUACAGUGGGCUAUUGCACAUGUCCUCCCAGACAGCCGCUGUCUUGAGUUUAAAAGUGGCGUGAAGGUACAGCUGGGUUUUGCUGCAGAGUUCUCCAAUAUCAUGAUAAUCUACACUCGGAUAUUGGAAACACCUAAAGACAUUGAGUCUUGCUCUGCCCAACUCGCUGACUUCGCAGAGGGCCCUGAAGUAGACCUGAAGCACAGCAAUCAGGAGAGUCUCCAGGAGGCUGGCAGUUUACUACUUACCAUGGAUGAUCUACAGCUUCUGGAACAGCCUCAGCUCUUCACUCGUAUUAGUGCCUUGCAAAGGCUCAAGAUGGAGCUCUCAUUUACUGUGUGUCUACACUACAAGUACACUAACCUGGAUGAAGAGUUAGUGGAGGAGCAAAAAGUGUCCAUAGGCAAACCUCUUGUUUCAAAACUUAACCUCCACGAGCCAAGACUCCCCCGUGCUUUCUCAGCAUCUUCCUCAUUAGACCUACAAAUGUCAAGUAUACUGGAGUCUUCAUCCUUCAGCGAAGACUUCAAAGCUAACCUGUCUGGCUCAGACCCUUCCUCAAUUGGAUCUGCCUCCACAACUUGGUCUUAUUAUCAGAGGCCCAGUGAAUCACUCUUAAGAUCUGACUUAAAGAAUGAACCUGAGGAAAGCAUAAGCCCAGAGUUCCUUGAGUCCGAAGAACCUCCUGCCAUCAAGAGUUUGCCUAGUGCUGCUUCUGAGGAGCUCCCAUUUAAAUUUAGCAACUUACCCAAUUCCAUUUAGUGGGAAAGUGUUCCAAUUCAAAGCUGUACAAAAGUGUUACAAACUUUAUAAAAUGCAACAGUGCUACUUUUUCUUUAGAUCAAUACCUGUCUGCCUAAGGUUGCUAACAUUUCAUCAUGAAAAUAUGGGAUACUUGAGGAUUUUAAGUGCUUCAGAGUGGGAUUUUUUUUGCCAUCAGACUAGGGGGUGGUCCCCCUUGAGCAUUAGAAAUGGGACUAUGGGGGGCCUGGGUAGCUCAGCGAGUAUUGACGCUGACUACCAUGCCGGGAGUUGUGAGCUCGAAUCCAGGGCAUGCUGAGUGACUCCAGCCAGGUCUUCUAAGCAACCAAAUUGGCCCAGUUGCUAGGGAGGGUAGAGUAACAUGGGAUAACCUCCUCGUGUUCGCUAUAAUGUGUGGUUCUCACUCUCGGUAGGGCACGUGGUGAGUUGUGCGUGGAUGCCGCGGAGAAUAGCGUGAAGCCUCCACACGCGCUACGUCUCCGCGGUAAUGCGCUCAACAAGCCAUGUGAUAUGAUGCGUGGAUUGACGGUCUCAGACACGGAGGCAACUGAGAUUCGUCCUCCGUCACCCGGAUUGGGGCGAGUCACUAGGCCACCACGAGGACUUAGAGCGCAUUUGGAAUUGGGCAUUCCAAAUUGAAAAAAAAAAAAAGCAAAAAAAAAAGGGGACAAUAGGACGUCUUCAUUUUGGCCAAAAUAUGGGAUAUCCUGGCUAAUACGGGACACUUGGCAACCUUGUUUGAAGAUCUGUAUUUUAAAAUAAAACUGAGAAAAUUGGUGUA
This is a messenger RNA of Myxocyprinus asiaticus (Chinese sucker), 5380 nucleotides long. RefSeq names its product mucosa-associated lymphoid tissue lymphoma translocation protein 1 homolog. Gene Ontology annotation, biological process: proteolysis. Lineage: Eukaryota; Metazoa; Chordata; Actinopteri; Cypriniformes; Catostomidae. The record is from RefSeq and is a predicted model, not a curated record. The transcript has 17 exons. Bases 2167 to 4599 code for a protein of 810 amino acids. Gene Ontology annotation, molecular function: cysteine-type endopeptidase activity.